AAUGUCCAAAACACCCCUUGACUCAUUGACUCAUUGAAUCAAUCAGCUUUUGAUCUUAAGCUCAACCGAAUUGAAUAAACUGCCCGUUGGAAUCUGUCGGCACUAUUAGGAUUGCGCCACGUGUCCAGGCCAAGACAAAUUACUCCAAUGCAUGCCCGACGAUUGACGCCCUCUGGGUCCCACAAGGUCCCACUGGAUCCUUAUCCUGAAUCUCACCAUACAUAAAUAAAUAAAAAUAAAAAACCAAUAAAAACAGGAAAGAGGGUUAUAAAAAUAAAUAAAUAAAUAAAAGAAAAACGAGAAGAAAGAUGCAAAACCAAGGACACAUUUUUCUCCCCUGAAUCACAAACGAAAAAGCCUUCACCUUCUUCUCAUUUUCGCAGCUCAACAGUAAGAGUGCAGUCUAGGGUUUUGGUACCACAGAAACCAUGCGUACGGUACCAACACCGUGAGAAAUCAAUCAGAGCCGUCCGAUCGAUGUCAUCGCCCUCGUCGUCAGCUUUCUUCGUCAUCUGCCUCCUCCACUCUGCAAUAGCCAUAACCUGUGGGGCCCUUAUGAUGUUCUACAUGAUGGAAAUCUACACCUUCGGGCACGGGAUCGAGACUGCGAAGAAGCUGCUGGGGUCCACGCCCCACGACCAGCUCUUGAUUCGGACCUCUGAUUCCUUCUCCGGGUUGCUCCUGUUCGCGAUCGGGUUCUUGCUGCUCAUGGUGUCGUUCGUGAAGGAUCGCGAGUUCCAGAGCUUCUUCGCCAAAGGGUGCACGGUGCUGCAUGUUUUCAUGGCGCUGUGGCGAUGCUACUUCGAGCGGAGGGUGGAGGACCUCGCUUGGGAUUGGCUGAGGCAGACAGUCGGCGAUGUAGUGUUGGCAGCCUCUUGGGUUUUCUUCCUUGUUUUCUCAUGGAGAGAAAAGUACGACUAAGCCCCUCUUCUUCUUCAUUAUUUACGGCUUGUUUUCUUGUAUCUCAAUUUACCUUUUGGAUUAAUGGAUAUAAGUUAAAUGAUGAGAAAAUGUCAAAAUUGGGCCAGCUUAAGUGCUUCUGUUUAAUAUGGUUGCCUACAAGCUGGAAUUAGACUUUCAGUUUGCUUUUUUGUAGAAAGAGGCAAAAAAAAAGCUAUCUUCUUUUCGGUUUACUUAAAUCAUAUGUUAGUGGAAUAUUGUUAAUCUCUGAUGUAGAUAUUUACUUUUGUGGAUAAUGAAACACAUUAGUAUUUUGAUGCUAAUAAUUUCUGUUUCUUU
Prunus persica (peach) is the source of this 1239-nucleotide messenger RNA. RefSeq lists its product as uncharacterized. The record is from RefSeq and is a predicted model, not a curated record. Lineage: Eukaryota; Viridiplantae; Streptophyta; Magnoliopsida; Rosales; Rosaceae. Bases 478 to 921 code for a protein of 147 amino acids. The transcript has a single exon.